Molecule: messenger RNA, 1037 nt
Organism: Boleophthalmus pectinirostris (great blue-spotted mudskipper)
Lineage: Eukaryota; Metazoa; Chordata; Actinopteri; Gobiiformes; Gobiidae
Product: kelch-like protein 10
Exons: 2
Coding region: 1-999 (332 amino acids)
Molecular function (GO): protein binding
Source: RefSeq, a predicted model, not a curated record
AUGUUUGAACGCUGGGACCAUCACAACGAUAAAGUCUUCACAGUCGGUGGAAUCUCUCCUGAGACCAUGUCCCUGGUGCUCGAGUGGAUCUACACCAAAUCCAUUGUCCUGUGCGCGGAGACAGUCCAGGACCUUCUGUUGGCUGCUGACAUGCUGCUGCUGGACCAGCUCGUCCUGCUCUGCUUCCAGUUCAUGGAGGAGAACAUGAGCCCGGAAAACUGCAUCGGCAUCUGGAAGUUCUCGGAUGUCGUGCUGUCCAGCAAAACUCGGGAUUUGGCCCGGAGGUUCAUCCUGAGGAACUUUGAGGAGGUGAUGGACUGUGAGGAGUAUCAGGAUCUCACUGGAGAAGAGCUGAGUGGGUUUAUAGAAAGUGACCAACUCCACGUCAAAGACGAGACGGUGGUUUUUAAGGCUAUUGUGCACUGGACCAACCACAAUGUCCAGGAACGCAGAGAGCAUUUUCCACAACUGCUGUCAAAGGUUCGUUUCGCUGAGAUUUCGUGCAACUUCAUACAUGACAACAUUCUCAAUAACCCCCUGGUGAACAACAUCUCCUGUUUAUCCAUAAUGACAAACGCCUUGGACACCAUCUCUGAACUUCUCAUCAACCCCGGCGCCCUGCACCGCCUGCACCGCCCCCGACUCCCUGAAGUCGUCCUCUUGGCCGUCGGAGGCUUGAGCAGCGGCAAUUUCACCAAUCAAAUCGAAGCGUACGACUACAAGGUCAAUCGCUGGGUUCACAUCAUGAACUCCGAGAGGCCCAGAGCGUACCACGGCUGUGUGUUCCUCGACGGCUCGCUCUAUUGUGUCGGAGGAUAUGACGGACUGGAGCAUUUUAAACAGCGGGCGGCGUCUGGACCUGGCGACCAACACCUGGCACGAGAUGCCCCCCAUGAACCACAGACGCUGCUUCGUGAGCGUGGCGGUGCUGAACGGCCUCAUUUAUGCCAUGGGCGGCUUCGACGGGAACACGAGGCUCAACACGGCCGAAGUGUUUGACCCCCAGACCCGCUGCUGGUCCCUGAUCACCCCCAUGA